This is a messenger RNA of Xyrauchen texanus (razorback sucker), 3453 nucleotides long. RefSeq names its product lysophospholipase like 1 (gene lyplal1). Gene Ontology annotation, biological process: protein depalmitoylation. The transcript is spliced from 5 exons. The record is from RefSeq and is a predicted model, not a curated record. The coding region runs from base 33 to 731 and encodes 232 amino acids. Gene Ontology annotation, cellular component: cytoplasm. Gene Ontology annotation, molecular function: palmitoyl-(protein) hydrolase activity; carboxylic ester hydrolase activity. Lineage: Eukaryota; Metazoa; Chordata; Actinopteri; Cypriniformes; Catostomidae.
AGCACGCUGUGAAGAUCGCGAGAUUACGCGAGAUGAUGAAUAUGGCCGCAGUGAAACUACAGAAGAAUGUUGUGAGUCAGACUGGCAAACACACUGCGUCUGUUAUCUUUCUUCACGGCUCAGGUGACACAGGGCCAGGAUUGCUCAGGUGGGUUUGUGAUGUGCUAGGUCAAAAUCUGGCAUUUGAAAAUAUCCGUGUGAUUUACCCCACAGCACCAGCCAGGCCGUACACACCCAUGCGAGGGGCUCUGUCUCAUGUGUGGUUUGAUCGGCACAAGAUUUCUCAGGAUUGCCCAGAACAUUUGGAGUCUAUAGAUUCCAUGUGUGAUAAUUUAAGUGCCAUUGUCCAGGAUGAGAUCCAAGCAGGGAUACCCAAACACAGGAUGGUAAUAGGUGGCUUCUCGAUGGGCGGAGCAAUGGCACUACACCUGGUUUCCAGGUACCACCAGGACGUUGCUGGCUUUUUCGCACUGUCCAGCUUUCUUAACAAGGGCUCUGUGGUAUAUCAGGCAGUAGAGAACGCAGCACAGCGCCCCCUACCUGAGCUCCUCCAGUGUCACGGCACAAUGGAUGAGCUUGUGUUCCAUAGCUGGGGAGAGGAGACGAACUCUCUAUUGGAGAAAGCUGGCCUCCACACGUUUUUCCAUUCCUUCCCAGGCCUCAACCAUGAGCUGUGUCAGCAAGAACUGGAGUUACUACAGUCCUGGAUCUUGAAGAAACUUCCACUAUAGAGCUGCUAAAAUGGUAGACAGUGUCUGCUGCUUCCCCAUAUCCCAGCAACAAUUGAAACUGUCUGCAUUUCUGAUUUAUAAUAAACUAUAAUGUUUCUUUAAUUGUGUUGGAUUCAAACAUUCAUUAUUCAUCACCCCUUGGUUUGCGCAUUGCUCCUGCUUGUACUAAUGCGUUUCUAAGUAUGGGUAAGUGUUGUCAGCUAGUUGUCCAUUAAUUGACAAGCUGAUUAGUGAGGUUGACUAGUUAGAUUAUCUAGAUUGUUUUGCUCCCUUAAAGGCCCUUUCACACCAAAUGUGAAUUUUUACAGCAAUUUCUCGCAGCAACAAUUGAUUCCUAUGGAGCUUUUCAAAUGGGAGCAAACAUUUGCGCACCAACAAAGCAAGGUAUUUUUUUAAGGUGAAUGUGUCCAUUUCUUGUUUCCCAGCGAUGAAAACACCCAAACCAAUAAAAUGUUAUCUUUGGAUCGCGUGUCAGGAGCCGCCACAGUUACAAAAACCAGCACAAUUGGUGCUAAUAAGGUCCAUAGCGGACAUUGUUGUGAACUGUCAAUUUCUGCAGUGUGUUUUCUCUUUCAAGUCAACUACUCAUGGUGAGCAAUAGUUUGACCAGAAUACAUCCAGUUUAAUGCACAGACUUUUGAAGGUAAUUAUAUCACCCCCUUGAGUACUGAGGUUUUGUAACCACCACAGUAAUGUAAGAAUUCACUGUAGGUAUGUUCAACCAGGCCACGUGUUGGCAUUGCAUUGGCCAAGCGCUCACAUCUACGUACGCAUACUUGUGUAAUGUAUGUUUCAGGCAUAAGAGACUAUUGUCAACAAGGGGAGAGUCUCACCUUAGUAUCCCCAGCAUGCCGAAGCAAUGACACAGCUAGCCCUAGCAUUAAUUACAGUUCAAAGUGAAGAGUUUAAGUCCAAAUAAGUUCUCUACUUCCUUGAGAACAGACAAAAUGGGAAAAAUCUGAAAACUUUUCAGAAUUUGUUUUUAAUUCCGUUUGUCCUAAUUUUUAAUUGUUGGUCCCAGUGUUGGGGAAACUACUUUGAAAUUCUAUUUUGACAAGCUCAUAAUUUUAACUAGUUAAGCUACCCUUUUGAAAAAGUAGUUGGCUACACUACAAGUUACUACAUCAAUCUAACUACAUGACGCUACUUAUUGAGGCAAUAUUUAUCCAAUGUUACGAUCAAUCCAAUAAUAAAGACAUUUACACUAAGAGCAUUUAUUAAGUAAUGACUUUAUUAAAUACAUUUAAUUAAUAGUAACAUUAAUACAGUUAAUAAUGGAAAUGUGAAUGAAUGACAAACUCUCCUUGGGCUGAUGUUUUGUGCUUGUCACAUAAUAUUUAGUAUGGAUAAUAUGUGAAUGGAGACUCAGGGUUUGUUUUUCCCAUCACCUGUGUUCUUGUUUAUUGUAUUUUCUGACUUUUUUUGCUGUUGACACGCUAGCUACAUUUAGAGACAUAUUUAAAAUCCCAGCUGGAAGCCAUUUUCAGUCCCAAAAAAAAGAGGUUGUAUGGUCACCCUAUAAUAGAUUGUCUCAUAACACAUGCCAUAAUAAAUUAUUUCUUUUAACAGUAAUUUUGAUUCAAAUUUACAUGAAAAUAAUAGUUAAUUUAAUGCUUAGAAAUUGAGAAAAUGUGUUAUCAAAUAGUUGUAGAUGAUGGGAAUUCUUUAUAUCGCUGCUCCAAAUAAUGCACAGUUAAACCUAUUCAGAACCGAAAAUAAAUCCCUCAAUUUAAUUUCAAAAGGUAAAGUUAAAUAUGCUAUUGUGACACAAACUUUGUUUCAUAAAAUAAAAUUGUGUUCUUUUAUCAAUUUCACAUUAACCUGCCCCUGUACGACUGUGCUUGGACACUUUACUGAAGUCUCCCUGCGUUCCAAACUGGAUACAUUCGCCUCUGAAGGGCACUUUGAAUGGGGAUCGAUCGUAGCCACCAUGUUGAAGGGUCGUUCAAAAUCAAAGGACUUAUAAAUAGCUGCUUCGAAGAGCAAUUUAAAAGGGGUGUUUCCAUAGGGUUCAAGUGAUGGACCUUUCGUUGCCAAGUGUAAUGUAAAUAAAAGCUACUGCAAACACACUCUGGUUCUCUGUGACAUCCCUUCAUCUCUGUGGUUUAUUAAAGCAUUUAAUUAUAAUUACCUUUUAAAACAUUUAAAACCAAUGCUUUCUGUUUGAAACUGGCUAUUGCUUGUGUUAUUUUAUUGUAAAUUCCCUUAAUAUUUUAUAAUCUUCUUUCGGCUGCUCCCUUUAGGUGUCGCCACAGCGGACCAUCCAUGAUUCGCAUAUUUGACUUGGAACAGGUUUUACACCGGAUAACCUUCCUGACGCAACCCUCAGUGGCUGGGGAACUCUCAAUCACUGAUAUGCUAUUAUAAUAAAGGAGUUAUACAAACUAUAAAAUAAGUAUACACAGUAAUAUUUCCUAGUCAGCAAAUUGUGUUUCAGGAUACGGCAGUUGUGAGGAGAGAAAAGAGUGUGGAAAAUGGCCACAGUCCAGUAUUUAAGAUGCUGGUGUUCCUUCACCAAUAGGAAUUGAAAGAAGAUGCUACAACAAUGAGACCAACCAAUGGCAUUGUUGAAAAAGCUGAGGUGUGGACUUCCAUGUGUUUUUCCAAGUAUAAACCAAAUGUUAACCACAAGUUAACGGUUUCCAUGGCUUGCCAUAGCCAAGCCACACAUGACUCUCAGCUCUGUGUUGUCAGAGUACAAUACCUCAAUGUCAGGUUACAA